AUGUUCAAGUGUUCGUUCGUCCCGCUCGUGCUGCUGCUUGCAUGCGCCAUUCCGGUGGCGGCAGCAGCCCCGCAGUGCUCUGCCGGGGUCAGUCGAGCGACCAGGACCACGCUGGACAACGGCAAACUCUUCAGCUCCUGCGCAGUGGACGCUACAGGCGUCCGAUUCGACGUCGACUCGCUCUUGGACGCGCUCAACCUCCCGGAGCGCGACUUCCUCCUCUUCUGCCGCUCUUCGGGCUGCACUGACCCCGUGGAGACGCUGCUGCUUGCCAUCCCGACCAACUGCCUCAUCACGUACCACGGAUCUGCGCGCAACCUGUCGGAAGAAGUUUCGACACUACAUCACGAGUGCGCCAAAGUGGCGGGGGCAGCGGACAAGACCGACGAAGAGUUUGUCUACCGAUACUUCCUGGAUUAA
Molecule: messenger RNA, 420 nt
Organism: Phytophthora sojae
Lineage: Eukaryota; Oomycota; Peronosporomycetes; Peronosporales; Peronosporaceae
Exons: 1
Coding region: 1-420 (139 amino acids)
Cellular component (GO): extracellular region
Source: RefSeq, a predicted model, not a curated record